This is a messenger RNA of Dermacentor andersoni, 2134 nucleotides long. Its product is annotated as poly(A) RNA polymerase, mitochondrial-like. Gene Ontology annotation, molecular function: poly(A) RNA polymerase activity. The record is from RefSeq and is a predicted model, not a curated record. Gene Ontology annotation, biological process: RNA 3'-end processing. NCBI's taxonomy places the organism in Eukaryota, Metazoa, Arthropoda, Arachnida, Ixodida, Ixodidae.
ACUAUGACGUUAAAAAAAAUGGCUGCCCCCAUGAAACGAUAAAGUAUACGGUGUGCUUGCGUUCAAAAUGAGCUGUUUUCACUCGAAACAGCUAAUCCUACCGUCCAGAGCAGCGUUACUCGGACGACGUAUCCAACAUGUAAUAAGGAAGCAGCUUCUUUGCUCUCAAAACAAGGACCACACCCCGCUAUCAUUCGAUGGAAUCCUUUCUCAGAGGAGAAGGGAAUCAGCUGCAAGCAUUCUUGUAGAAGUCGAAAGUCGACACAAAAUCACGGAGCUUUGUCAGGAAUGUUCACGGUACGGAAACAUUCAGAAGGCAUACUACUACGCGGAUAACUCCCACAAAUGUCAAGUGCUUCUAGAAUUCAGCAGCUCGGACGAGGUGCAAGAGCUCUUAGAAAAUUGUGGUCACCUGUCAUCUGAUGGCUUCCCUGUGCGGACAAGACUAUUGAAAUUUGCGCAGAAGAAAGGAAUGAGACCACUCAAGAAAUCUUUCUCUGUUACUAUAGAAGCAUCUUCAAAUGUUACACCUCAGACUAAAGCAAUCAAAUUGAUUCAAAGCAGUACGAUUGCAGAUCAGAUGGCACACUUUUAUGAGAUGGAAAAGCUAAGUGACCUGGAGACACGGCUUGGCUUUGUAGUCUGCAGACAAGUUGAAGAGUUUAUAAGUGGAUUAUAUCCAAAAGGGCAGGUCUUGCCAUUUGGCUCCCUUGUCAAUGGUUUUGGGAGGCAUAACUGUGACAUUGAUAUGGUCUACUGUGUUCCAGAAGCCAGGGAACCAAGUGGGCAGCUCUACUUCCAAGACAAGAACCAGGCGAUCAAUGAUCGGACAUUGGUGCAGCGAAUACUUGAAACGCUUGGAGACCUGCUCCAUUAUGUCGUGCCUGGUGUGUCUGAGGUGCAGCGCAUCCUCAGAGCCCGUGUGCCUAUUGUCAAGUUCCAGCACAACGUUGUGGGCAGAGAGUGCGACCUCACCCUGAACAACAUGUCUGGAGUACACAUGUCCCGGCUGCUUCACUCGUGCACCCAGCUGGCACCUGCCCUCUGCCCACUGCUGUUCACAGUUCGGAGCUGGGCAAUGGCCCAGGGUGUCACCACCAAAGUGCCUGGCACGUGGAUCACAAACUUUCAGUUGACACUGUUGGCUAUUUUCCAUCUGCAGCAGUGCGGCCUCCUACCAUCGUUUAGAGACCUUGAAGACAAGAAGCGCCUCAAGACAUGGCAAAAGUCAAGGUUACCGGACGAGAAGGGUGGAACAUUCGAAGACAUAUUGAGGAGCUUCUUUGAGUACUACGCAUCAUUCAACUUCAAGAGCAAAGGCAUUGCACCAUUCUCAGGACAGACCUUGGAGAAGCCAGAGUAUACUGCCAUGUUUGUGCAAAAUCCACUUGACCGGCAGCUGAAUGCCAGUCGCAAUGUCGGUUUGAGUGACCUUAAAAAGCUGCAAGGCCGCAUGGCUGAAGCCCUCUCACUCAUGGACAAUGCACCUCGCAAAAUCACAGUGGAAAAGCCAUGGGGCAUCAUGGCAUUGUUCACUGCCCAGACAGCUGCUGCCAGGAAGCAGCAAGAGUCAAUGCACAGACGUUUUCAAGUGCAUGAACUCUUCCAGGAAAGCAAGGAAGCAGGAGAAAAUUAUGUGAUAGAAGCCACUGUGACAGGCGUUAAGACUGCAAGCUAAUGCCUUGUGAAGGGUUGAAAGCUUUGAAUGCAGUUUUUAUUUGUGCAAAGGAACCAUCUACAGCUGAAAAAAAUUUUCUGUGCAGUAAAAGCUGUGUAAGAAGUCUAGGUACAAUAAUAUAUAUAUAUGUGCAUAUGAGGUAGUAAUUUCCAUCACAUUUGAUGUGUGUGCUUUUCAAAGGCCAUUUCUGACGUGGCUAAGCAAUACUUGCCUUCUUUGUCCAGAGAACCUGUGAAGGCAGCUUCUUAUGCGUCACUUUUGGCACUCAAGUGGUGAACAGUGGUAGAACAAGAAAUUAUGUUAGAACCAACGUUUUUACAAGGGUCUUGUCGAAAUGUUGGCUUCAGUGACAUUCCUUGUUCUACCACUGUUCAUCACUUCAAGCCUCCAUCUUUCCGCAAACUUUUCUCUUAUUUGGAUUUUGGCAUAGUGGAAUAAAAUGAACACUCGCCAAGA